UACCAGUGUCUUGGUCCCCAUCUGCUGCGUGCUUGCCACAGCACCCGAUGCCCAUGGUGUGGUGGCCCGCACCACUCGUCAUUGCACCCACCGCCAGGAGAGCAUGCAGCCCUCAUGCCUACUGAGAGAUGUGUACCUGAUCGCGGACCUCUGUCACCCCCUGCCGCUGCUGCUGUGUCUGAGAGUCGCAUGCCUGAUCGCAGACCAUUGCCGCCCCCCGCUGCUGCUGGUACUUUUUCUGCCAACCAGGGACGGAUGUGCAUGGGCGUGCGGAGCCAGCAGCACUGCUACGUGCAGACAGCGCUCGUGGAGGUGGCUGGUCCUCGGGGCGUGCGUCUAGUACGCGCGCUGAUUGACGGCGGGGCAGACGCCUCCUUCAUCCGGGCUUCACUGGCUGACCAGCUGGGACUCGAGAAGGUCGGCCAGGGGACCUUCGCGUGCGUCGGAUUCAAGGAGAGAGUUGAGGAGGCUCACCAGUACGACCAAGCCAGCAGACGACCCGGCAGCGGCACGCCUACCGCUGUCAGCUGGUUGACGUCGAGCGAAUGUGGACGCUGGACGCUGUGGGAGUCGCCGCAGAGGAGACCGCCGAGAGAGACCCACCUGUACCGACUUGGAACGCCACCGAGAACAGUUCCAGGAGUACGAUGACCACCUGCAUCAGCUGCUGGAAGACGCUGUCAUCGAGCCCGCGCUGCCGAGUCCGCCAUCAGAGUUCAUCUUACCGCACCGAGGACUGCA
This is a messenger RNA of Amphibalanus amphitrite, 741 nucleotides long. RefSeq lists its product as uncharacterized. Bases 115 to 651 code for a protein of 178 amino acids. The transcript has 3 exons. The record is from RefSeq and is a predicted model, not a curated record. NCBI's taxonomy places the organism in Eukaryota, Metazoa, Arthropoda, Thecostraca, Balanomorpha, Balanidae.